Puntigrus tetrazona (Sumatra barb) is the source of this 662-nucleotide messenger RNA. Its product is annotated as zgc:110425. Gene Ontology annotation, molecular function: DNA binding; structural constituent of chromatin. Gene Ontology annotation, biological process: nucleosome assembly. The transcript has a single exon. The record is from RefSeq and is a predicted model, not a curated record. The coding region runs from base 33 to 650 and encodes 205 amino acids. Gene Ontology annotation, cellular component: nucleosome. Lineage: Eukaryota; Metazoa; Chordata; Actinopteri; Cypriniformes; Cyprinidae.
AGAGUUUGAGUCCGCAUCGUCUCGGAGAGAUCAUGGCAGAAACCGCGCCAGCAGCCGCCGCGACCAAAGCGGCCAAGAAGAAGACCGCAGCUAAACGCAAGAGGACGGGACCGGGCGUCGGAGAGCUCAUCGUCAAGGCCGUGUCCGCGUCUAAAGAGAGGAGCGGCGUGUCUCUCGCCGCCCUGAAGAAAGCGCUCGCUGCCGGCGGCUACGACGUGGAGAAGAACAACUCCCGCGUCAAGAUCGCCGUUAAGAGCCUGGUGCUGAAAGGCACCCUGGUCCAGACCAAAGGAACCGGCGCCUCCGGCUCUUUCAAGCUGAACAAGAAGCAAGCCGAGACCAAGACGAAGCCCGCGAAGAAAGCCGCUCCUAAAGCCAAGAAGCCCGCAGCCAAGAAACCCGCCGCCAAGAAAGCGGCCGCCGCUAAGAAACCCAAACCCGCCGCAGCGAAGAAGCCCGCCGCUAAGAAGUCCCCGAAGAAGGCCAAGAAACCCGCUGCUAAAAAGGCGACGAAGAGCCCCAAAAAAGCAAAGAAGCCCGCGACCCCCAAGAAAGCAGUCAAGAGCCCUAAGAAGACAAAGGCGGCCAAACCCAAGACCGCGAAACCCAAAGCCGCCAAAGCUAAAAAGACAGCAGCCAAGAAGAAAUAAACUGCGUCUUUU